AUGAAAUAUUUAAUCGUCUUUGCUCACCCAGAACCUAAAUCCUUCAACGGCUCUUUAUUAGAUGUCGCUGUCAAACAUUUAGAAUCUCAAGGCCAUGAAGUUAAGGUUUCUGAUCUAUACAGAAUGAACUUCAAACCAACAAUUGACGCCGAUGAUUUCUUAAACCAUGAUAAAAAUGAAAGAUUACAAGUUGCUGGUGCAUCUGCUGAAGCUUUCGUAGCUAACCAAUUAACUGCUGAUGUCGUCGCUGAACAUGAAAAGCUUAUGUGGGCCGACAACGUUAUUUUCCAAUUCCCUCUAUGGUGGUUCUCUAUGCCAGCCAUUUUAAAGGGUUGGAUUGACAGAGUAUACUCCUGUGGUUUCGCCUACGGUGUUGGUGAACAUAGCGAAACUCGUUGGGGUGACAGAUACGGUGAAGGUUCCUUCGAAGGUAAGCGCGCUAUGCUAUUAGUCACUGUCGGUGGCUGGCCAACUCAUUAUUCUGCUAGAGGUAUCAACGGUCCAAUCGAUGACAUUUUAUUCCAUAUCAAUCACGGUAACUUAUGCUACCCUGGUUUCACUGUCCUUCCACAAAUGGUCGUCUACAGAACCGACAAGGCUGAUGACGCCAAAUUCAAAGAAUCUUCCGAAGAAUUAAAGCAAAGAUUAGACACUUUCCAAACCACAAAGCCCAUUGCAUACAGAAGACAAAAUUUUGGUGAUUACACCAUUCCUCAAAUGGAAUUAAAAGAAGGUUUAGAACAACCAGGUGAAACCGGUUUUGCUAUUCAUGUGAAAAAAGAUUAA
Molecule: messenger RNA, 786 nt
Organism: Kazachstania africana CBS 2517
Lineage: Eukaryota; Fungi; Ascomycota; Saccharomycetes; Saccharomycetales; Saccharomycetaceae
Product: NAD(P)H-dependent oxidoreductase
Exons: 1
Coding region: 1-786 (261 amino acids)
Cellular component (GO): cytosol
Molecular function (GO): NAD(P)H dehydrogenase (quinone) activity
Source: RefSeq, a predicted model, not a curated record